Messenger RNA from Gorilla gorilla gorilla (western lowland gorilla), 7190 nucleotides. RefSeq names its product zinc finger protein 169 (gene ZNF169). Gene Ontology annotation, biological process: regulation of DNA-templated transcription. Gene Ontology annotation, molecular function: DNA-binding transcription factor activity, RNA polymerase II-specific; RNA polymerase II cis-regulatory region sequence-specific DNA binding. NCBI's taxonomy places the organism in Eukaryota, Metazoa, Chordata, Mammalia, Primates, Hominidae. Bases 2833 to 4608 code for a protein of 591 amino acids. The transcript has 5 exons. The record is from RefSeq and is a predicted model, not a curated record.
UUGAGACAGUCUCACUCUGUCACCCAGGCUGGAGUGCAGUGAUGCGAUCUCAGCUCACUACAACCUCUACUUCCCAGGUUCAAGUGAUUCUCCUGCCUCAGCCUCCCAAGUAGCUGGGCGCCUGCUACCAUGCCCGGCUAGUUUUUAUAUUUUUAGUAGAGACAGGGUUUCACCAUGUUGGCCAGGCUGGCCUUGAACUCCUGACCUCAAGUGAUACACCUGCCUCAGCCGCCUCUCAAAGUGCUGGGAUUAUAGGCGUGAGCCACCACACCUGGCCUGCACUCUCUUUUUAUUUAAGUAUAGACACAAUUAUUUGCAGAGAACAUCGGUUAGACCAUUUUUAACCUAAACUUAAUACAAUUUAUACUGAUUUUUUAAAUGUUGUCUAAUAUCUAAUCAUGCGCAGGUUUCCUCAAUUGCCUCAAAAAUGUCUAAACAAGGUUCACACGUUACAGUUGAUUGGGGUCCCUUUUUUUUGUUCUUUGAGACAGAGUCUUGCUCUGUUGCCCAGGCUAGAGUGCAAUGGCGUGAUUUCGGCUUACUGCAACCUCCACCUCCCAGGUUCAAGUGAUUCUCCUGCCUCAGCCUCCGGAGUAGCUGGGAUUAUGGGUGCCGCCACCACGCCCAGCAAAUUUUUUGUAUUUUUAGUAGAGAUGGGGUUCCACCAUGUUGACCAGGCUAGUCUUGAACACCUGACCUCAUGAUUCACCCACCUUGGUCUCCCAAAGUGCUGGGAUUACAGGCGUGAGCCACUGUGCCUGGCCAAUUUUUGUAUUUUUAGUAGAAACAGGGUUUCACCAUCUUGGCCAGGGUUGUCUUGAACUCCUGACCUCGUGAUCCAUCCUUGGCCUCCCAAAGUGCUGGGAUUAUAGGCAUGAUCCAUCGCACCAGGCCGAUUGGUGUCUCUUUAAUUCUCUUUUUAUUCUAUAAGAUCUAUAAGAGCUCUUUUUAUUAUAUUUUUUCUACUGUAUUUUUAAUGCUAUCCAUUUGUUGAAAGUGUUGCAUUUUUAAAAAGUUGCAAACAUGUUAGUUCACACCACAGAACGUUUGUAUCAUUUCUUAAUGACUGUUUCCUCCAUAUCCAGAAUAUCAUGAUCACACUGUUGACAAAAAGAGUCAAGCUCUGUAAAAUAUUUUCAGAGAUUUAUUCUGAGCCAAAUAUGAGUGACCAUGGCCCGUGACACAGCCCUCAGGAGGUCCUGAGAACAUGUACCCAAGGUGAUCGGUGUACAGCUUGGUUUUAUAUAUUUUAGGGAAGCAUGAAACAUCAAUCAAAUACAUUUAAGAAAUACAUUGGUUUGGUUCAGAAAGACGGGACAAUGCAAAGUAGGGGGGCGGAUUCCAGGCUAUAGGUAAAUUUAAACAUUUUCUGGUUGACGGUUGACAAUUGGUUGAGUUUAUCUGAAGACCUGGGAUCAACAGAAAGGAAAUGUUCAGGUUAAGAUAAAGGAUUGUGGAGACCAAUUUUUAUUGUGCAGAGGAAGCUCUCAGAUAGCAGACUUCAGAGAGAGUAGGUUGUAAAAUAUUUCUUAUCAGACUUAAAAGGGUGCCUGGUUCUUAGUUGAUUAUCUCUUGUAUCUGGGAAGGAAGGAAGGAAAACAAAGGGGAAAGGGGAUUCUCUAUAGAAUAUGGAUUUUUCCCACAAGAGACUUUGUAGGGCAAUUUCAAGGUAUGGCAAGUAAAUAUACUUUGGGGUAAUACAUUUUGAUUUUCUUCCUUGUUAUGCCAGAGUCAGAUUGGAAAGUAAGUCAUGAUAUACAGGGUUAAAUAAAACACAUCUGAUGAGAAUUUAUGGUUUGUAGGGCACGACUCCCCAGGCCCCUUAGAUAGGAAUUUUGGCAAGAUUUAGAAAAAUCAGAGCUUUGUUCUCAAAACCUAACACCAUUAACAAUAAUUCUCAUCACAUAUUGAAUUGUCUCUUGUAGUCUGCUUUUCUCAUUCAUUUGUGCAAGACAGGAUCCAGUCAAGACCUAUACUUGUCAUCUGAAGUAUGAUUUAUCUCUUAAGAAAUAUUUUCAUUAAGAAAAAAUCUACCCCUACUUCUUGCUUCUUAAAAAUCUCUUUAUGAAAUUGACUCGUUAUAAAACUAGGUCAGUUACUGACUGCCUGUUCCUAAAUUCCAAGUCACAUUUCAAAUUUUGGGACCUAAUUUUUGAUAUGUGAGUGGAGGGAAGGGUGCAGCCAGAGUCACAUAGAAGGAAACUCAGGUUAUGGCCUCCACCCUGCUUCAUGUCUCCCUCAAAACCAGGAACUUCUGCUUUGGACUUCCUGGAACCUGUCCUUUGGCCUCACGGUAAAUAUGGAUGGGAUGCUUUUGUUUUCAGUAUGAUGAGGCAUUUUAUUUUUUAACAUGAAUGCUCACUUGAGGGCACUCUGAGGCCUUUUUCUUUUAAUGGAGUCCACACAAAGUCUCACCCAGCUGCUGGAAGAUGGGGGCUUCAUUCCCUAACUAGAGUUUGGAUGUUAGCCUGUUGCUGGCCCAGCUCUGUGGGCUUUUUUUAUAAGACACUGGCUAAGAAUGGGCUUCACCGAUGCCCUCUGCAACCUGUCUUUGUUGCUUCCCUGUUCCUCUACUCCCUACUGAAUUGGGAGGCUGGACAGAGUGUGAAGGGUGUUCUUCCCAAGUACCUCUCUCACUUCUCAUCUCUUUCCCCAGAUUUGCCUCUGCAACUUGACUCUCCUCUAGGAAGAGUACUCCAGAGAGCAGGGAUAUGGCACCAGGACUCCUGACAACCAGGAAGGAGACUCUUCCAAGCUUACAGCUGGAGCUCCUGGAAGCUAUUUCAUACUCUGGUGCAAGGGCAAAGAAACACAACACAAAAAGGAGCAUUGAUGGCCUUCCGGGAUGUGGCUGUGGCCUUCACCCAGAAGGAGUGGAAGCUAUUGAGUUCUGCUCAGAGGACCCUGUACAGGGAGGUGAUGCUGGAGAACUACAGCCAUCUGGUCUCCCUGGGAAUUGCAUUUUCCAAACCAAAACUCAUCGAACAGCUGGAGCAAGGUGACGAACCUUGGAGAGAGGAGAACAAACAUCUUCUGGACCUUUGUCCAGCAGAGCCUAGAACAGAAUUCCAGCCAAGUUUUCCCCACCUGGUGGCCUUUUCUAGCUCGCAGCUCCUCAGACAAUAUGCGCUAAGUGGCCAUCCCACACAGAUCUUCCCAAGCUCAUCUGCAGGAGGUGACUUCCAACUAGAAGCUCCAAGAUGCUCUAGUGAAAAAGGAGAAAGUGGAGAGACAGAAGGCCCCGACAGCUCAUUAAGAAAGAGGCCAAGCAGAAUUUCUAGGACAUUCUUCAGCCCACAUCAAGGUGACCCAGUAGAAUGGGUAGAAGGGAACAGAGAAAGAGGAACAGACCUUCGCCUGGCCCAAAGGAUGAGUCUUGGGGGGUCAGACACAAUGUUGAAGGGAGCAGACACUUCAGAAUCUGGAGCAGUCAUACGUGGAAACUAUAGACUGGGACUUAGCAAAAAGUCAAGCCUGUUCAGCCACCAGAAGCAUCAUGUGUGCCCUGAAUGCGGGAGAGGCUUUUGCCAGAGAUCAGACCUUAUCAAGCACCAGAGGACACACACCGGGGAGAAGCCAUACCUGUGUCCUGAGUGUGGGCGUCGGUUUAGCCAGAAGGCCUCCCUCUCCAUACACCAGAGGAAGCACUCGGGGGAGAAGCCGUAUGUGUGCAGGGAAUGUGGGCGACACUUCAGGUAUACAUCCUCUCUCACUAAUCACAAGAGGAUUCACUCCGGGGAGAGGCCCUUUGUAUGUCAGGAGUGUGGGCGAGGCUUUCGCCAGAAGAUAGCCCUCCUUCUACACCAGAGGACGCACUUGGAGGAGAAGCCGUUCGUGUGUCCUGAGUGUGGGAGAGGCUUUUGCCAGAAGGCAUCACUCCUCCAGCACCAGAGCUCACACACAGGGGAGAGGCCCUUCCUGUGCCUUGAGUGCGGGCGUGGCUUCAGGCAGCAGUCACUCCUCCUUAGUCACCAGGUCACACACUCAGGAGAGAAGCCUUAUGUCUGUGCUGAGUGUGGGCACAGCUUUCGCCAGAAGGUCACUCUCAUCAGGCACCAGAGGACACACACAGGGGAGAAGCCUUACCUGUGCCCCCAGUGUGGGCGGGGUUUUAGCCAGAAGGUCACCCUCAUUGGACACCAGAGGACACACACAGGGGAGAAGCCCUACCUGUGCCCUGAUUGUGGGCGUGGCUUUGGUCAGAAGGUCACCCUCAUCAGACACCAGAGGACACACACAGGGGAGAAGCCUUAUCUGUGCCCCAAGUGUGGGCGUGCAUUUGGCUUUAAGUCGCUCCUCACCCGACACCAGAGGACACACUCAGAGGAGGAGCUUUACGUAGGCAGGGUGUGUGGACAAGGACUUGGCCAGAAGUCACACCUUAUCUCUGACCAAAGGACACACUCAGGAGAGAAGCCCUGCAUUUGCGAUGAAUGUGGGCGUGGCUUUGGCUUUAAGUCUGCCCUCAUCCGACAUCAGCGGACCCAUUCUGGGGAGAAGCCGUAUGUCUGCAGGGAGUGUGGGCGUGGCUUUAGCCAGAAGUCUCACUUGCAUAGACACAGGAGGACCAAGUCUGGUCAUCAGCUCCUACCCCAAGAGGUCUUCUGACCUUUCCUUUCCCCGUGAGUGUGAAGCUGGCAGAAAUCACUAGUAAAUGCUUCAGUUUCCUGAAAUGGAAUGGAAAAAAAAAAUGUUGCUUUCUUUCAUCAAUCAUGAGAUAGUUGAUUUUUGGUUUAGUUUCUAUAUUCAAAAUUUGUCUUGGCUUGUUAGGGGUUCCAUAACAAAGUACCCCAGGCUGGGUGAUUUUGACAACGGAAAUAUAUUUUCGUAUUUAUGGAGGCUGGAAGUCCCAGAUGAAUGUAUUGGUAGGUUUGGCUGCUGCUAAAGCCUCUCUGUUUGGCUUGCGGAUGGCUGCUUUCUGGCCACGUCCUCACAUGGGCUUUUUUCUGUGUGUACGCUUUCCUGGUGUGGCUUCCUCCUGUUCUAGGGACACCAGUCAUUUUGGAUAGAGCCACAGCCAUAUGGCCUCGUUUAACCUUAAUAACCUUCUUAAAGGCCUUAUCUCUAGAUACAGUCACACUACACGGUUAGGACUUCAACAUAUGAAUUUUUGGGAAACCCAAUUUAGUCUAUAACACUCCACUACUAAAGUUCAGGUCCCUCAGACAUUCAAAAUACAUUCACAUGAUCCCAACAGUCCCAAAAUUCUUUACCCAUUUCAACUUCAACUCUAGAUCCAAAAUCUCAUUUAAAUAUCAUCUAAAUCAAGUGUGAAUGAGACUUUAGGUACAAUUCAUCCUUAGGCAAAAUUCUCCAGGUGUGAUCCUGUGAAACCAGACAGAUAUCUGCUUCCACAAUAUUCUAUAAUGGUGGGAUAAGCAGAGGCUGGACUUCCCCAUUCCAAAGGAAAGACAUGAGAAAGAAAUGAAGAAUGAUGGAUCCCAAGCAAGUCUCAAACCUGGCAAGGCAACUUCCAUUAGAUUUUAAGUCUCAAGAAUAAUCCCCUUUGGCUCAGUGCUCUGCCUUCUGGGCCAACUGGAUUGGCAGCCCUGCUUUUUAGGCUCACGGGAGCUGCAGUGUCACUCCCUUGGCCCUUGGCAGCGGCUCCUGGCCCACUGAGAUUGAGGAGGAGACACACUUGCCCUCUAGACCUGUACUCUCUGGGCCCAUUAGAACCUUUGAGAAUCUCAGUCUUCCCUUUUCUUGAUUAACGUACGUUUGCAACUGGAUAGCUCUAUUGUACCUUCCUGUAGAAUCCCAGAAGUCUAACAGCCUGCCUUCAUUUUUGUCCUGUCUCUUUCUCUAUUCAGUUCAAGCUGGCAGCAUUUCUGGUGAGAUGGUUAAUUGGUUCCAUUCAGACCUAUACUAAUCUCUUUAUCACAUGGUUGUCCAGCCACACCCUAGUGUUCUUUCAAGAACAUACUUUCUCAUUUUUUGCAAUGCGGACAGGCUGAGAAUUUUCCAAAUCUUUAAGUACUGGUUCUUUUUUGCUUGACAAUUCCUUGAAUUUAUCUUUCUCCUCUAAUAUUUUACUAUAAGCAGCAAGGAGAAAACAGACUCCACUUGCAUCACUUUGUGUAGAAAUAUCACCUGAAUAUUCUGCACUGCCUCACUCACAAUUUCUAUACUCCACAAAACACUAGAACGCAAUUUGGGCAAGUCCUUUGCAAGGAUUCCAGUUUCCCAUUACCCAUUCCUCAUUUCUGUCUGAGACCUCACCACAAUCACCUUAAAAUUAAAAAAAAAAAAAAAAAAAACCCCACACAUUUUGUAGAUACGGGUUUUUGCUAUGUUGCUUAGGCUGGUCUCAUACACCUGGCCUCAAAUGAUUCUCCUGCUUUGCCCUCUCAAAGUGUGAGCCACCACACCCAGCCCAGAACCUUUUAACAUCUACAUUCCUACCAACAGUGUUUUAAAGGUCAUCCAGGCUUUUCCUAACAUGUGCUUCAGAACUCUUGUAGCUUCUUUCUACCGAGUACCCAGUUCCAAGUCACUUCCACAUUUUAGGUUACAAAGCAUCCCGAUCACAGUACCAAAAUCUGUAUUAAUUUGCUAGGGCUGACAUAAGAAAACACCAGACUGGGUGCCUUAAGCAAUAGAAUAUUUAUCUUCUCACAGUUCAGGAAACUGGAAGUCCUAGAAUGAGGUGUUGGCAGGUUUGGUUUCUACUAAGGCCUCUCUCCUUGGCCUGCAGAUGGCUGCCUUCCCUCUGUGGUGUCACAUAGCUUAUUCUUUGUACACACACUUUCCUGGUGUCUCUUGUUAAAAGGACACCAGUGAUACCGGAUUAGGGCAACACCCUAAAGACCUCGUUUUAACCUUAAUUACAACUUUAAAUGUCCUGUAUGCAAAAACAGUCACACUGGGGAUUAGGGAUUCAACAUAUGAAUUUGGGUGGGGAGGGACACAAUUUAGUCCAUAACACUCUGCCUUCUGGACUUCCAAAAUUCGUAUCUAGCCAUGAGCGCCUGCCAUAAGAGUGCUCUCUUGAAUUCCUUUCCUUUCUCCAUCAGUGUGAAGAUGGCAGAAAUCAAUAACAGAUGUUCCACUUUCCUGAUAUGGAAUGGGGAAAAAGAGUUGCUUUCCUUCAUUGAUCAUGAGAUAGUUGGUUUAUGCUUUACUUUCUGCACAGUGGUCCUUUGUAUUUUAUGGUCUUUUGUUUUAAUAAACUGCUUCUCUACAAAGCUGCA